Polistes canadensis is the source of this 7605-nucleotide messenger RNA. RefSeq lists its product as uncharacterized. Bases 1 to 7605 code for a protein of 2534 amino acids. The transcript is spliced from 8 exons. The record is from RefSeq and is a predicted model, not a curated record. Lineage: Eukaryota; Metazoa; Arthropoda; Insecta; Hymenoptera; Vespidae.
AUGUUGACUUUAAAGAAGGAAAAAUCAGUAACCGAAAUAGAAAGAGAAAAAAGACAAGAAUUACGAAAGAAACUUAAAAAACUUGGCGAAUGCGACGAGAUAGUGUCAGUUGAAACAAUAAAUGCAAUUGGUCGAGUAACAGAGGAUGUUGUUGCUGCUGAUGGCAAUGCAUCGAGUAGCGAUGAAUUAGAUGAGGAUCUCGAAGAGGAAUACCAAAAUCUAAACGAUAUUCUCGACUUACCUGACGACACUUAUUCGCUUACUACAAUAAAACCGGAAUUACCAGCUUGCGUAAAGUAUGGGAUACGUUCUGGCCUUACUCAUUUGAACAUGCUCAAAUUUUCACCACUUUCUCGAGGUCAUCAGGGUGGAGCUAUAGCAGUCACUGCGUUUGCAACAACAGCAGUAUACAAAUCAAGAUGUUGGAACGAAUCUGUAAUAGAUCAAAUUAUCGAAGAUGGUGAUACGUUUUAUUGUGAAUCUUAUGCAGAUAUAAAAACUGAUGAUCGUCGACGUUUAUCGAUUUUGGAUUUAAAAAGAGACGUAUUUGUUCAAAAUAAAUUAAACGUUAACGUAACGAUCAAGGAUCCAUCUUACGCAGGCAAGUUUCGUUCGCAAGAUCCAACCGAAUUGCAUUUAGUCAAAGCUUUGGAACUGUUUUUUAAAAGACACAAUUCUGGAAUUUUGACCUCGUCAGUACUGAACUUGGCUAUUUGGAAAGAACCAAGAUAUUUUAAUAUAUUUGAUGGUCAAGCUAGGAAAGAGACUUGCGAGCCAGUUAAAGAUGGGGAAGAUGGUUCGGCUAAAUUAUUUUUAGUCAAAGAUUUGAUAGGUGUUUAUUUUAUAAUUCUUGAAAAGAGUAACGUUAAAAACGAACCAUUUGUACUUUAUCCAAUAUUGAUCAGCGGCGUUGAAGCAUUUUCUUUAGCCGAUGAUCCAGACGAACCUGAAAAAUCAUUAGGCAAACCGCAAAGACGACCAAGUGGAUAUAAAAUUCAAGAAAAAUUUCGAGCUGUCGUACAAGGAUCUUAUCAUUUGAUGCAUCCUGCCAUACCUGAAUUACUUCGUGGCCGUGGCCAUCUUAUAAUAGCACUUGCCGCUAUAGUUUAUUCUUGUUUGGUCAGUGGCAACAAGUGGACUACCGCUUUGAUCGAUUUGAUCUUUAAUCAAUCUAAUAUAUAUCUAAUCGAUCUCGUUAGAGUAUUAGAAAAAAAUCUAGAAGACGAAGAAUUCGAAUUACGUUUGGACGAUGUCAUGGGUGAUCUAAUUUUAGGUGUUUACUCGGCGAAAAUAAAAUUACGUCCAAAUGUAAUUCCUGGUUCUGGUAAAAAAAAAGGUAAACUUGCAAUAGAUAGUGGAAUACGUGAAUUCUUCGAAACUCAAACUGCAGGUAUAUUAGAUAUUAAAAAAUUCUUUUAUGCCAUCUGGAAGGAAAAUGACACAUAUUAUUUCAUGGAUCCAUUUGCUUGCGACGAGGAAGGAUUUCGAAUAAAUUAUAACGAAGAACGACAGAAGGUUUAUGGUGCUAGAGAUGCCGCAUGCGUUACUAUGAACAGUUCUAUUAAUCAAUUGGUCGAAACUAUUUUAGAAAAUACUCUUAGCAAAGACAGAGAUCCAUUUUUGAUUCAUGGUAUAAAAGUACUUUACGUGAAAACUGGAAUGGUGCGCGAUGGUCCAUUUGAAAAAGUGAUAUAUCGUGAAAAAGGUACUAAUCGUAGACCUUCUGCGUCAUUGAUUCAACAUUCUAAAGAAAUUGAAGAAAAGAAGUUAGACAUGACACCUAAAAUACGAUUAGAAUUAGACGAAUGUCAAGAUGCCGAAACACAGUUUCCAGAUUUAAUGAGUAAUAUAAAUGAGUAUAUGUUUACGGAUGACGAGCCAAGAACAAAAGAUGAUGAAGAUGAAUCGAUCUUAGAUUCUAAAAUAAAACAAAUCACUGGUUACAACGUGAUCAAUCCUCAUCGGUUGAUAGUACAGGGUACAAAAAAUUGCUUGCAUCCUGAUUAUAAAGCUCGUUAUAGAGGUAGACAAGGUUUGAUCAUUGCAUUGGUGGCUUUGGCAUACAGAAAAUUAAAGAAUCCAUCAUCAUGGAGAAACAUUGAUCUUGAUCAGAUAAUAGAUAUAGGUAACAAAACUUACGAGGAUGUUAUUGAUUGGAUAAAGGAAGCGCCAAGUCAUCUAGAUUUAUCAAUGCUACCGGUUAAAUUAAAAUUCGCCGAAAACGACGUGAUUUUUAAAUCAAGAAUGAAUUUGUUAAUCGGCGAAGCUCAUCCUUUGGCGAAUUUAGCCGAAGCAUUAGAAUGUUAUUUCACUGAUUACACGGAAUUGGUUUUAGAAAAUAAUAAAUUAAUGUACGGCAUAUGGAAAGAUAAUGAUAAAUACUUUUUAUUUAAUCCUUAUGGAAGUGAUGAAGAAGGCUGGAGACUUUUAAAUUAUCCUGUAUCAUUCGUAGUUGUUGACACACUUAACGAACUUACCGAUGUUCUUUAUGGUGUAUUAGAAUAUAACGACAAUGAUUUUAUUAUUCAUUUUGUCGUAUUGGAUUCGAUCCAACCUGGUAAAUAUGCGGUCUCCGAAUCAAUUGAAAUUCCAGGUGAUACUAUGGUCAAAAAGUUCCAAACCAAAUUUUUACCGAUUACCGAUGAAGAUCUAUUACAAUUAGAGAAAGAUGAUAAACCAGCAUUAACCGAAAUUCCAUUUGAGAGAGAUAUUAUGUCACCGGAUGAUGAGGAAAGAGGAGAGGAAGAAGGUGAGGAAGAAGAAGAAGAAGAAGAAGAAGAGGAAGAAUAUGAAGAUGAAGAGGAAGGCAAAGUCGAAGCUCAUUUAAGGGCUCUGGAAAAAGCUGAAAAGAAACCUAUCAUUUGUCCAUUAUUGAUAAUUGAAGAAAAGGAUCAACCUGAUGCUCCUUAUCGUUUGAAUUUAACUUUGUUAACUGGCAGUGUUAAAGUACAAACUGACGUUGAACUUAUUCAAAAGAUCGUACAUCCAGAAAGAAUUUUAGAAAAAUUAAAAUACACUCAUCCACCUCCUUACGUGAUGCCAUCAAAAGCAACACUUGGUAUCCUUCUCGAAGCAAAACGUGCUAAAAGAUCCGUUCACUCUUUGGUAUCUAGGUUUUCAAUCGAUUCUAGAUUAGAAGUUAAGAAGAAAAUAGGUAUUUCUGGGAUAUAUGUACAAAAUAAAUCUCUUAUUUUAUCUGUUUCGGAAAAAGAAGUUAAGCCAGCUAAAAUGAUCAAACUUAACGACAGCAGUUAUCUUUAUUCGCGUGUUUUACCAAUUUAUUUGAUGCCACUUAGAGCUAUCAAUGACAGAUAUAUUCAAAAUGUCGAUUUAGAAAAAGAUGAUUCUUUAAUAUACAAAGAUCAAGGUGAUGGUUUCGAUUUAGAACAAAUUCCUGAAAUACCAAUAGGAAUUCGUAUAAUGCCUGAAUUAUUACCACUUGGUCCUACUAUUAAAACACCGACUUAUGUUAAAAAAUCCAUUUUUUGUAUCGAAAAGAAAAAACGUAAGUGUUUAUUGUCGAAAAUGGAAAAAGAAGAACCUAUCAUGAAGAAAAUAAUUUGUGAUACUGAAAAUGUACUCCUUGAAAUGAUGUUUCCGAAUUUUAAAGCGUUUGAUCAAGAAGAUGAAAUACAAAAACCACAAAUAGAUAUUGAAGACAAAAUAGAAAUCAAAGCUGUUAAAAAAACGAAAGAUCAAAAAGAAAAAGUACUUUUUGAAAAGGAAGAUGAAGGAUUUAAGUAUUUAAAGGUGGUCAACGAUAAUGUUGCUAUACUUCGGUCGAACAUGCGUCUUGAAAAUCGUGCCGAGAUCGAAUCUUGUCACUUCAAGGCUUGUUAUUUUGCUGCUAUAUUGUGUUUAUUAGGAAAAAUUCGAUUGAACAUUGAUCAGUUUCGUGGAAUAAAUUUAGAUGAAUUUAUUUACAUGGCUAACAAAAUUUAUCAACGCGUAGGUAAACUUCGAUAUAAACCUCUCAGAUGGUUCCAUAAUUUUGAAAUCCUCGACACAAAGUAUACUGUAAUUAUGAAACAAGCUGUAUAUGCCGAUCCUGAAAACUGUGAAGCUGAUAAAUUUCAAAAUGCUAUGGAAAGUUUUAUGGAAAAUAAUGAAUCUGGUAUAUUAGUUACAUCAAAUAUUUCUUACGGUUUUUGGAAAGAUAAUGAUCGAUAUUAUCUUUUCGAUCCUUAUGCUUGUGACGAGAAUGGUAAAUCCAAUGAAGAAGGAUAUGCUUGUUUGAUGGAAUUUUGUGAUUUAUCGUCGAUGUUAGAUAGGAUCGAAGAAAAUGUAGGAGGAUCUAUAGAUCAACCUUAUCGAUUAUAUACCAUGUUUAUCUCACAUAUGGAAACGAAACGUCGAAAAAGGAGGAAGAAAAAGAAAACUCAAUAUUGUAUCGAAAAAGUUAAAGAAGAAGUACCUCAAGAGGAGUCAACUGAUUUAGAAGAAAUAAGAAAAAGUGAUUCAGAAACGUCAUUAAUCGAAUCGACAGAAUGGAUCACAGCAGAACGUAAAUUGGAUGUUGUACAUGACAUGACUAUACCAGGAUUCUCCCCUAUUCGAUACUACGAUGCUUCGAUGUUAGACGUAAUCGUAUUAGAAGAUGAAAUAACCAGGCCAUUAUUAGCACCGUUUAAAACAAAUAUUGAAAGAUAUGUAAAUGAGAAUAUUGAUUCAUACGAAUUGGUUAAAUUAAUGAUAAGAAAAAAACCAUACGAUAGAAAAUUUAAAGAACACGUUUCAGUUAUUACACCUAUAGAUCUUUGCAUAAUGGCUUGGUCAUUGAUCCAUGAUCCUGUACUAUGGUCUGUACGAAUUAUCAGAGGCUUGUUCGAAGCUAGUUGCGACUAUACGUUUGAUAGUAUAUUGGCAACAGAAGAUUCGACUGUUAGUAACAUGUCUGAUGGUCUUUUACCUGAAUUUGAGAUUGCUAAUUAUGUAUUUCAUCCUGUAUUUGUACCAUUGCAUUAUGGAACUCUUUAUGCCAUCGAGGGAUGGAAUUUAGCAAUGUCUUUAAAAUACGUCUUUGAUAGUCCUGCUUAUACCGGUGCAAUUAUUGUUUGUGAAGAUAGUCACAUAGGUGUUACCAAGACUAAUGAUAAUUAUUUUGCUUGGUGGGUAAUCAAAAAAACUAAAAUAUUACGAAUAAUCACUUCAACGAAUAUAAAGGAAUUUUUGAGGAUUAUCGUAAAGGAGAUCAAUCAAGCUAAAGAGAUCCAAUUUGUUAUGAGAGUCGUAACAAUUUCCUAUGCAAAAAAGCUAGAUCCUGAUUGCAGCGAUGUUAAAGGAUUACACGAAUUUAUUAUACCUACGACAUCUUUAGCUGAAAUACAUAAAAUGGAAGCAGAGCCAUAUGACUUAGAAGCAAUAUUCAAACCUACUGUUCCAGAAACCAAACCAAUUUUCAUAAUAGGAACCGUUGCUCUAAGUGAUCGAGAAACUAUUAAAGAGCCUAGAGUAAAACGUUGCUAUUUCGUAGCAAUUUUAGCUGUUAUGUUUAAAAGGGAUAUCAUUCAGAGUCCUCUUCCAGGAAUGAUAGAUAAAAUAAUUGAAGUUGCUGAAAAUCUUUACAGGGAAUAUCACGAACCAAAAUUUCAUACCGAACACAUUUUGAGGAACAUUACAUUGAUGAAUAGAAUUUUUGAUCUUCGAGAUUGUGCAUCUUGUUUGGUACCAUUUACUAUUGAUCCUCGUACCGAUCGAAAUGAUUUUUAUGUUCAAGUAAGGAAAUAUUUAAAGAAACACUUUGUGAAAUAUAGUAGUGGUAUCAUACAAUUUACUAAUUGUUGCUAUGGAUUUUGGUAUUCAAGAUCAACAAAUUCCUAUUAUUACUUAGAUCCUUAUCAAUGCAACGAUAAAGGAAGAAAAGAAUCGACCAAUGGCGUGGCUUGUUUGUGUAUCUUUUCAAGUAUUUGUCAAAUGGUCAAAAACAUGUGUUUCAAUCAAAUAGAAGAGUCAACAGGAUUUUUUAUUCAUCGACUUCACGUUGAUUCAGUUAACGUGUCCCCAUCAAUCGAAUUUCAAGAAGAUCCAAUGUGGAUUUAUUUAGAUUAUCAUUGGACUUUUGAUCAUGCACCAGAAAUAAUUAAAAUUGAUAAGAAAUCUUUGAAAAAGAGACAAAAGAAGAAACGUAACAAUAACGAGGAAGAAAAAGAGAAACAAAUGAAAUUAUAUUGGAACAAUUAUGCUAUAGAAGUAACAGAUUUAAUAUAUUCGAUUUGGGGUACGAUCGGUUGCUAUGAUUCUAGGUUUGGUAAUCGUGCUGGUAAAAAUCAAGCAGCUAUUUGCGUAGCUGUAUUAGCUAUGCAAUAUUUAAGUCAUCCAUCGAGAUGGAAUCCUGCUGUAUUAGAUUCAGCAGUUAUAUGCGGGGACUCUUAUUAUACCGAAAGUUUAAAGAGUUCAAUAAAAAAAUGUUCGAAACAUUUAAAUAGAUUCAAUUUACAGCAUUGUUUCAAAAUAUUUCCCCACGUAUGGAAGAUCAAUUUUUCAAAACCUAUUUGCGGUAUUCUUUAUGGUGGUCGUAACAGAUUAACUCUAGCCAAUGCUUUGAAAAGUGCAUUCGACGAUGCACCAAAUAUUUUAAUCGAGUGUAACAAAAUCACAUUAAGUGCUUUGCUCUCUAAAGAUGGAUAUUACGUAGGUGAUCCUUGUUGGAUUGGUCCACCAUUAUUUAAUAAAGAUCGUGGUGCUAUUUAUGUUUUACGUUGUAAAAAUUUAAACUCUUUUGUCUAUGCCGUUACGAAAAUUUUGAACUCUAAUCAAAGAUUAGAAUUUUUUAUAACACCUAUGAUAUUUACUUUCGAACAAGAGAACUUUAAGUUGAACGGUAGCAAAGGACAUGCCGCAAGAAGGAAAAUACUUUUCGAAUCUGUACAAACUACUCCAGGAAAAGUAGAAGGAUGUGAUGUAUCAAUUCCAGGAGGUCAAACUGUAACUGAUGUUGAUUCUUAUUUAUGGUAUCGUAAGAAUUUAGGUCUUGCCAUGGAAAAAGCUCAUGAAUUGGAAAAUCCUCAAUUACCCUCUCUAGCUCCUCAAUUAAAAAAGGAGAAUUUGAAUAGUAUGCUUGUUAGUACUACGUGGCAUCUUAAUUUAGGCCAAUCCAAACGUAUAAAGAAAUCAUAUCCACUAUUCGAUCCUAAAUCUUUAGAACACGUUUCUGAUGAAUGCGAAAAUAAGUUGGUUGCUACUUUCAAAGCACGUUAUCCUCCGAAAAUGUCGAUCUCUGAUAGACUUAAAGUUUGCGAUGAUUAUCCUAAUGAAAUUGAUUUUAUGAGUCAUUUGAGCAGAUCUACGAUCAUACGAAAAUUCGAUCCGAAUUCUAGUGCUGGCACUUCGAUGAUUAGUAGACCAUUGGAUUGUUCCAAGCCACGUAGUUUUAUUUUGGAUGAUAGUCGUAUUGAAUUUAAUAGAUUGACAACCGAUAUGACCGAUGAAAUUUAUAAAACUUAUCAACAUCGUGUACCUCGUGAUGAAAAGGAAGAUAUCGUUGAGGACGAUUUUUUGAAAGAGAAUGAUUUCGAAGAUGCAAUGGAUGAAGGGACGAUUUAUUAUGAAGGUGAAGAAGAAACUGAUGCUACUAUAAUGGACGAAACUAUGACAGAUGAUGAAUAA